AUGCUCCCCUCGCCCCUCACCCACGCGCUGCCAUCACCACCCCUUGCGAGCAACCAGCAGCGCGCGCCCGGCAGCUCAAGCACACGUGUGUGCGCGCUCUCUCUCUCUCUCUCUCUCUCUCUCUCUCUCUCUGUCUCUCCCUCUCUCUCUCUCUGUCUCUCUCUCUCUCUCUCUCUCUCUGUCUCUCUCUCUCACUCUCACCUUUGGCAUUCACCUGGAUCCCACUACGCCCCACCCCCCCCGCCGGUGGACUUGAAACACCUCAUUGGUCACGCUCACCCGUGGCUCGAGCCAGCAGAGCCGAGUGAGCAGCCUGAAUCGGUUGGGCUGACAGAGUCGACGAGCAGGGAGCAGAGAACAGACUCGCCUGCAAGCAUGGCGGCUCCACCAAACAGUUCAGACACGGCGCCCGCCGCUGGAAAUCUGCAGCGGAUGACCGCCAUCCAGAUUGAUCUGGACGAAGGAUCAACCGAUACGGACGCACCUUUGCCGGCCUCGCAGCAGCAGCAGCAGCAGCAUCAGCAGCAAGCUUUGCCGCAAGAGACCACAAAACAGAACCCCGGCCUCCUCUCGCCCCGCCCUGAAAAGACAGGCAGUCGGAACAAGGGGUCCAAAGCAUCCCCGGCUCAUCAUCGCGGGCAUCGCUUGCACCGCUCCGAUGAAACCUCUCUCAUUAAUGUUACCAAUCCCGAUGAUCCCUUUGCGAAGAAUCCAUCAGCGUCCCACUCCCAUCACCAACGGCACCACAGCACCGCUGCUCCCAGCAGCCGUCGCUCUCUGGAUCGCAACGCCUUUAGCUUCAGCCACUACCGCAACGAAUCCCUCGAAGAGGAUGAUGACCUUGUCAACGGUCCCCUCUCAACCAGCAGCCGUAGCUUGCGCCUCAGCCUCCUUCCAGCUCACCACACCUUUCCACACGACAAGGAGCUUCAGCACGCCCUCGUCGCGUCCUCCCGCAGCUUGCACGAGAACAGCAGCACACCUCCCCCUCUCCACAGCCCCAAAAGCCCCCGGCGCCCCCGCGGCCACACCCGCAACAAGUCUGUUGGUGGCCAGCCCUCCCAAUACCCCGUGCGCCCCAGUGAACUGCGAUCGGCCCCCAAUCGACACCACACCAUUUCGGCCCCAAUCAGACCACCAACUCGCCGCAGCCCCUUCACCAACAACCUGACUCUCCGUUCGGUGCCUUUCUACCUGCGCGUAACACCACCCCUUCACCAAACCCAGAGAUCGGUCCCGGCAUCAUCUCUCUGGAUGACGCACCGUUUCUCCGUCAAGUCUCUAUGGCACGAGACACAUGUAAGCGGGUCCGGUGGUGUGUGUGUGUGUGUGUGUGUGUGUGUGUGUGUGUGUGUGUGCACGCACGCACGAAGGGAGGGGGGCGGGGGGCAAGCCGAAGAGGCACAUGUUCAACAGCCAGCAGCCCCAUAG
This is a messenger RNA of Monosiga brevicollis MX1, 1431 nucleotides long. RefSeq lists its product as uncharacterized. The record is from RefSeq and is a predicted model, not a curated record. The transcript has 6 exons. Lineage: Eukaryota; Choanoflagellata; Craspedida; Salpingoecidae. Bases 1 to 1431 code for a protein of 476 amino acids.